Messenger RNA from Rhipicephalus microplus (southern cattle tick), 969 nucleotides. RefSeq names its product very long chain fatty acid elongase AAEL008004. NCBI's taxonomy places the organism in Eukaryota, Metazoa, Arthropoda, Arachnida, Ixodida, Ixodidae. The record is from RefSeq and is a predicted model, not a curated record. Gene Ontology annotation, cellular component: endoplasmic reticulum membrane. Gene Ontology annotation, biological process: fatty acid elongation, monounsaturated fatty acid; very long-chain fatty acid biosynthetic process; fatty acid elongation, saturated fatty acid. Gene Ontology annotation, molecular function: fatty acid elongase activity.
UCGGCAGCUCAUACGCCUUGGCUUUCGCCGAUCCUGCGACGAUGAUCUUUGCCACUCAAAGCAGCUUCUUCAGGAGAGACCCGCGCACCACCGACUGGUUCCUGGUCGGCAAUGUUCCGUUCCUGCUCGUGCUCGUACUCGGCUACGUUUACGUCGUUAAAAUAGGUGGGCCGCGUUUCAUGAAAGGACGCGCGCCAUUCGAGAGCAUCAAGCCUGUCAUCGUGAUCUACAACGCCACAAUGGUGCUCUUGAACUGUUACUUCGUGGCGGCUUUCCUCUCAAAGACGUACCUGGGCGGUGGCUACAGCUUCUUCUGUCAGGGUAUUGACUUCGAAGCGCACGACGAAGAUACCAUGAGCAUGUUGAAGCACUGCUUGAUGUACUUCUGGAUCAGAGUUUUUGACUUUCUGGAUACCGUGUUCUUCGUUCUGCGUAAAAAAGAAUCGCACGUGUCUCUCCUGCACGUGGCCCACCACGUCCUGGUAGUGUCCACCGGCUGGUACGGCCUCGCCUACGGAGCGGACGGCCACGCGGCGUUCACCAUCAUUUUCAACAGCUUCGUGCACGUAGUCAUGUACUCUUACUACCUGUUGUCUCUUCUGGGGCCGUCGGUGCGGCGAUACUUGUGGUGGAAGCGGUAUCUGACGCAGCUACAGAUGUUUCAGUUCGUAGUUUUGAUGCUCCACGCGUCGAUUCCGUUGUUCGUGGACUGCGGCUACCCGAGGGCUCACAUCUUAAUCGGUCUGCCGCAGGGCGUGUUUUUCCUCGUCAUGUUUCUUCGGUUCUACACGAGUGCUUACAGCCACAGAAAGACGCUAUCAACGCAGAAUGGCUUUAUCAGGAAGAAGAAGUGAACUUGAGACUGGAAACUUCGAUAUACCAUUGAUUACUACUUUCCCAAGCUGUAUCAGGCCGUGAUGUGUUCGAAAGCUUUUGUCACUACAUGUGCACAUUUCACUUAUGCUUUCA